AUGCAGCCCACAUCUUUCAUCUUCCUGGCUCUUUCCGCCGUCUCUACAGUCAUGGCCGGAUGCAGUGCUGGAGCUCCUUUCCAGGGAACUUGCCUUACAUGCACCUCGGAGUGCCACAGCAACUAUGGCGGACCUGAUCGCACGUCGGCCCUUCAGCGAACUGGAUGCAUGACAGCUUGCCUACUUCGCUGCGAUGACUGCAACUAA
Messenger RNA from Fusarium pseudograminearum CS3096, 207 nucleotides. RefSeq lists its product as uncharacterized. Bases 1 to 207 code for a protein of 68 amino acids. The transcript is spliced from 2 exons. The record is from RefSeq and is a predicted model, not a curated record. NCBI's taxonomy places the organism in Eukaryota, Fungi, Ascomycota, Sordariomycetes, Hypocreales, Nectriaceae.